GGUCUUACGCACGUUGAUGAUGGUCUUUGACCCGCUCGGCCUGAUCAGCCACUACAUGAUGUUCCUACGUAUCCUUUUACAAGAAAUCUGGAGAGCAUCCAUCGACUGGGAUGAGCAAAUCCACGACUCUCAUUUUCAAAAAUGGCUCAAAUGGUUACAGAUCCUACCUCGAGUGGUCGAUAUUAAAAUACCCCGAUGCUUCCGGACUACUACAUCAGUAAAAAAAGUAACCUCGUUGAAAUUCAUACAUUUGUAGACGCGAGUGAGAAUGGAUUUGCAGCAGUUGUCUACCUACGCUUCCAAGAAGGGAACACAGUUGAAUGCGCACUAGUUGGGGCAAAAACCAGGGUUGCACCACUAAAAUUUCUAUCAAUACCCCGGUCCGAACUACAAGCAGCCGUUAUUGGAGUAAGACUGGCGGAUACAAUUAUGGGGUCUCUCUUUAUAAAGGUCCAGCAACGCUACUUCUGGACAGACUCCAGAGAUGUCAUGUGCUGGCUCUAUUCGGAUCAUCGUCGGUACAGCCAAUACGUCGGAACGCGAAUUAGUGAAAUCCUUGAAACGACCAAUCUACCAGAAUGGCGAUGGGUUCCGACGAAACUAAACGUAGCAGAUGAUGGAACUAAGUGGAAAAGCACUCCGGACCUAAGCAACUCUAGUCGAUGGUUUCGCGGACUCGAUUUUCUAUGGAAAUCAAAAGAAGAGUGGCCACCCAGAUUGCCAACGUUUGGAGCUACCGACACAGAGUUACGUCCACACCUGCAACUUCACAUUAAGGUUCCCGAACCGAUUAUCGAUGUAGACAGAUUUAGCCAAUGGAGCGCUCUUAUGAAAACCACAGCAUACGUAUUCAGAGCGAUUAGUAACUUCCAGCGUCCUAUUCACAAUAUUCCCAAAUCCACUGGACCGCUCACACACGACGAGUUAGUCCAGGCCGAGUGCUAUUUAUGCCAGAUCGCCCAGAGAAGCGUUUACAGCGAGGAGAUUGCAAUUUUGUCCGCAAACCAACCAGAGCAUUUGAAAAACAAAAUAUGCAAAAGCAAUCCGCUUUUUGGUCUUCAUCCGUUCAUAGAUGAGAAGGGGGUCCUAAGGAAUCGCGGGCGAACGAACGCUUGUAAGUUUAUUGAUAGUAGUGUAGCUAAUCUAAUCAUCCUACCCCGAAAACAUAGCGUAACCGAACUUCUGGUGAUGGACGCUCAUCAAAGGUUUCUACAUCAAAAUCACGAGACCAUAAUAAAUGAGGUGAAACAACGCUACUACAUUCCCCGUUUGAAGGUCCUCUACAAAUCAGUACGCAACAGCUGCCAGUUCUGCAAAAAUGAACGCGCUCGUCCGCGGGCACCGAUGAUGAGCGACCUACCAGCCUCACGCCUAGCAGCCUACAGCCGCCCUUUCAGCCACAUCAGGGUGGAUUACUUCGGUCCAAUGACAGUACGCAUUGGUCGUCGAACGGAGAAACGCUGGGGUGUCCUCGUAACCUGCCUCACCGUACGUGCCAUCCAUUUAGAAGUUGCACAUUCUCUCACAGCUGACUCAUGCAUUAUGGCUCUACGCAACGUAAUCGCCCGGAGAGGAGCACCAAUCACCAUAUAUAGCGACCGUGGUACAAACUUUGUCGGAGCUAACAAGGAACUAAAAGCAGCACUCACCGAGCUGAACCACGAGAAGAUUGUAGCAGAGUUUACCACGCCACACACGAAGUGGAGUUUCAUCCCUCCCCUGUCUCCUCAUAUGGGAGGAGCAUGGGAAAGGCUAAUUCGCACAGUCAAACAAAAUCUGAGUAAGCUGCUUCCAAAUCGUUUGCCAACCGAUGAAAGUCUAAGGAGCACACUCAUAGAAGUAGAAUGCAUCGUGAACUCACGACCUCUGACCGAUAUUCCACUUGAUGAUGAUCAAUCUCCCGUAUUAACACCGAACCACUUCAUCUUUGGAUCGUCUAAUGGACUGCCUCCAUGGACUUGUUUCGACGACAACCCUGAAUUUUUGAAACAGAACUGGCGACUAGCGCAAACCAUGGCAAACCAGUUCUGGCGUCAGUGGCUCCGUGACUACCUUCCUUCUCUGACCCGCAGAACAAAGUGGUUCACGAAAGUGAAGCCAAUCGAGAUCAACGACAUUGUAGUCAUCGUCGACGAAAGGCUUCCUCGCAAUUGCUGGCCCAAAGGACGGGUGAUUGCUACCAAGGUUUCACCAGAUGGGCAAGUCAGGUGGGCCACACUGCAAACGUCUAACGGAAUAUAUGAGCGAUCAACAGUUAAGCUUGCGGUACUCGACGUUGACGUAGGAAGGAAUGCAUCUCAUGCGGAUCUUCGCUGCAUUGAAGGGGGGAGUGUUAGUUGCGCAACGUCGAUCACCGCGCCGUGCACACCCCUGCUUGGAGACGAUCGCGAACGCCAGCCCUACCCAACGGUUGACAGGAGGAUCGACUACCAUAAGGUCAGCCCUACCCAACCACUGACAAGAGGAUCGACUAUCAAAAGGUCACACCGGUGUGACGAAACUUCAUAUAUAAAAAAUUCAUUGCGCGAGGCGAAUCGUUAAAAUUUAUUAUUCUAACUUAAACCUAAAAAUUUAUUACUACAUUCCGCUGUACAACUAUCUCUACAUUUACUCGGACCUACGGUAAAGUUAAAAGGCUUUAGGAAAACGUAACCUAAAUUUAUUAAUUAAAACAUCAGGACAGGUUUCUACGAAUAAGCACUUUAUUUCGCUGAUUGAAUUGUUGCGUGAUAGCGAAGGGCUACUACAAAAUUUGUAAUUCUUCAAUAAAGUCUUCACAAACUCGGCAGUCUCGUUUCUAUCACCAACAACCCUCUUCUUGCUAGCUCAUCGGCUUUUGCAUUUCCUGCAACUCCACAAUGCCCUGGAACCUAGUAUAAAUUAACAUGAUUUUUCACUGCCAAUUGUCGGAAUGCAAGAAUGGGAGUGUAGUAGUUUUAAACGACAUGUAGGAGGCCUUAAUGCGUUGAGCGCGGCCUGACUAUCUAAGA
Molecule: messenger RNA, 2990 nt
Organism: Topomyia yanbarensis
Lineage: Eukaryota; Metazoa; Arthropoda; Insecta; Diptera; Culicidae
Exons: 4
Coding region: 196-2541 (781 amino acids)
Biological process (GO): DNA integration
Molecular function (GO): nucleic acid binding
Source: RefSeq, a predicted model, not a curated record